AUGUAGUCACUGGAAAAAUAUAAGUUUAUACGUGCGGUCUCACAUCUUACAUAACCUAACUAAGUAUGAAGCUCGUAUAUCGUAUUGUAACGAGUAUCAUCGUUGUGGACACCGGUGGCUGGCAUGGACGAACUUUCAUACUCACCUGUUUACGAUGAAAAAACGCUACAUUUUUUGGAUCAACAGUUUUCACGAAUUAAUGACGAGUGUUACGUGGACCAUGCAGGUGCUACAUUAUAUUCCAAUGAACAGAUAAAAAAGUCUUCGGAUGACUUGUUGCAAUCAUUAUAUACAAAUCCUCAUUCUCAUGGCGUGAAUGGCAAUUUAACUGAGGAUAUUGUUGACAACGUUCGAUAUAGAAUUCUAGAUCAUUUUCAUACAAAUCAAGAUGAGUAUUCGGUUAUUUUUACAUCUGGUUCAACGGCAUCAUUAAAACUUGUAGCUGAGACAUUUAAUUUUAAUAAUGAUGGAUCGGCUGAAGCGGCUGGAAAUUUUGUUUACCUUCAAGAUAAUCACACGUCUGUCCUUGGCAUGCGGGAUGUAACUUUUCAAAGAGGAGCCAAGGUUGUUUGUAUUGACCACAUCAGUGCCUUUAAACUUCUGGGCUGCAACAACCGGAAUAAUGAUUCGCCUAAAGAUCGGAAAAAUAAUUCUCUCUUUGUUUAUCCAGCUCAGUGCAAUUUUUCAGGAUUGAAGUAUCCCUUAAAUUGGAUUAAAAAUAUAAAACAAGGAUGCCUGAAUGCCCAUGUGAAGACUAAUAGUAAUUGGUUUAUUUUACUUGAUGCUGCUUGCUAUGCUGGUACCAGUGAUCUCAAUCUUUCAUAUUAUAAACCAGAUUUCAUUUGCCUGUCAUUUUAUAAGUUAUUUGGCUAUCCUACUGGCUUGGGGGCUCUUCUAGUCAAGAAUGAUAGUGCUUUUACUUUACAAAAAACUUUUUAUGGUGGCGGAACAGUGGAUAUAGUUCUUAGCUCUAAAAUGCAUCAUGUAAAAAGACAAUCGUUAAGCCAGAGAUUUGAAGAUGGAACGAUUUCCUUCUUGUCAAUCAUUUCUUUACAAUACGGGUUUCAAAUACUAUCCAGUAUUACUAUGAAAAGUAUAAGUGAACAUGUAUUCUCACUGGCUCGAUAUUUACAUCAUUCUUUGCUACUUUUGCAUCACGAAAAUGGUGCACCAGUGGUGAAAUUGUAUGCAGACACAAACUAUAAGGACAAAAAUUUACAAGGUGGAAUUGUGUCUUUUAAUUUGCUAAGAGCCAAUGGAGACUAUGUAGGAUACAUGGAAGUUUCAAACAUAGCAGCUUUACAUAAAAUUCAUCUAAGAACUGGAUGUUUUUGUAACCCUGGGACAUGUCAACGCCACUUGGGUCUCACUGAUAGACAAAUUUUAAAAAACUAUGAUACAGGAUUUACUUGUGGUGGUACAAGUGAUCUUAUUAACGGAAUCCCAACAGGAGCUGUUAGAAUAUCUUUUGGCUACAUGUCGACAGUCGAAGAUGCGAAAAUAAUUAUUAAAAUGAUAAAACAGUGCUUUGUUAGCGGAAAAGAAGUUUUGAAGGUUCCAAAAUGGUGGAAUGAUUUUGAGUUUCAAUUGAGCACGAAAUAUAAAGGAGUAGUUACAAAAAUUGAUAAUGAUUUCAGUCCAAUUAAAACUGUAUCAAACGAAAAGUCUCCAGAUUGCCAAAAUGUAAUUACUAAUUAUAACAUUGAAGUGAGAGACAGGAAUUGUAGAUUAGCUAAAAUAUUUAUCUAUCCCAUUAAAUCUUGUGGGGCAUACGAAGUUCAAGAUUCUUGGAAGUUAACUUCCAAAGGAUUGCUGUAUGAUCGCGAAUGGAUGAUUGUAACUUCCGCAGGAGUUAGUUUAACCCAAAAACACGAAGUAAGACUUUGUUUAAUAAAACCAGUUAUUGAUUUGAAAAAUAAUGAAUUGAUAUUAAAUUAUCCAGAUGUUCCAUCGAUUAAAAUACCAUUACUCAUUUCAUCAUACACAGCAGAAAAAAACGAAAUAUGUAAAGGAAAAGUGUGCCGACAUAAGGUUGAAGGAAUAGAUUGUGGAAUUGAAGUUUCUGAAUGGUUGAGCUUAGCUUUGGGCAGACCUAAUCUAAAAUUGAUCAGGCAGUGGGGAUCAGUUAAGCAAGAAUUAUCUUUUGCUAGUCAAAGCCAAUAUUUAUUGGUCAAUCUAUCCAGUAUAUCAUGGCUUGCAGAUAGAAUUCCAAAAACUUCAGAUUUGGAUAAAAGUACAAUGUUGCACAGAUUUCGAAGUAAUUUUGCCAUUGAAGGCUGUGCUCCGUUUAAAGAAACAAACUGGAAGAUGCUUGAAAUUGGGAAUUGUCAAUUUGAGGUUGAAGGAAUAUGCAACAGAUGUCAAAUGAUAUGUAUUGAUCAGAAGACUAGUGAAAAAACUGUGGAACCUUUACGUACUUUGGCUGAAGAAUUUUGUGGAAAAAUUAAAUUCGGUAUAUAUUUAGCCAACAAAAAUAAUAAAAAUAAUGUAUUAAAAGUGGGAGAAGAAAUUAAUUUCAAUUAAAAUAUAUUGUAUAGUUGUAUCAGUA
This is a messenger RNA of Copidosoma floridanum, 2548 nucleotides long. RefSeq names its product molybdenum cofactor sulfurase (gene mal). The record is from RefSeq and is a predicted model, not a curated record. Lineage: Eukaryota; Metazoa; Arthropoda; Insecta; Hymenoptera; Encyrtidae. Gene Ontology annotation, molecular function: molybdenum cofactor sulfurtransferase activity; pyridoxal phosphate binding; molybdenum ion binding. Gene Ontology annotation, biological process: Mo-molybdopterin cofactor biosynthetic process.